AUGGAUUAUGCCGGCCCGAUACUAGUUCGAGCGAUGUCUGGGCGCGGAGUGGCCUCCCGAAAGGCCUACAUCGCCAUAUUCGUGUGUAUGGCAACGCGCGCAGUACAUUUGGAGUUGGUCGAGGGGUACGCCACUCCGGCAUUUUUAGGGGCCUAUUCGCGAUUUGUGGCUCGACGGGGUCUUCCGACGGCGGUGUACGCCGAUAACGGGACCACCUUCGUCGGAGCGGAUCGCGAACUCACGGUCGCGUUUAGAGCGGCUCUUCGCGAUCCCGUGUUUUUGAACAGGACAGCUUUGGACAAUGUUGAGUGGCAUUUUCUGCCUCCCUCAGCCCCUCAUUUUGGCGUCCUAUGGGAGGCCGGUGUACGAAGCGUGAAGCAUCACAUUCGCCGGGUGGUCGGAGCGCACACGCUGACGUUCGAGGAGUUCUCCACGCUUCUUUCUAACGUCGAAGCAUGCCUCAAAUCUAGGCCCAUAGCACCGCUCUCCGACUCGAUAGAUACAUACGAUCCGCUGACCCCCGGGCAUUUCCUCAUUGGUGCUGCUUUUAACUCGAGUCCGGAGCCUUCCCUGUUACAAGUAAAAGAAAAUCGCCUAUCUCGAUGGCAGUUGGUUCGGCAGCUCACCGAGCGUUUUUGGAAGUUGUGGCAGAGCGAUUAUAUUAACAUGCUGCAACAGCGGGGAAAAUGGCGACAUAUUGAGAAGCCAAAUAUUCGGGUGGGACAGUUGGUUUUGCUUCGCAAUCCACUGCUUCCACCGUGCAAAUGGGAGCUCGGCCGCGUUGUUUUGUGUCACCCGGGUCUCGACGAAUUGGUUCGCGUUGUUACGGUAAAAACGGCGUCGUCCGAAUACAAGCGUCCGAUCGGUAGACUGUGCCUUCUGCCGAUCGAUAUUGAGCAGUCGGAAAGCGCCGACAAGCGAUGUCAAGUCUCGCCUCGACGUGCCGAACGCCUCGCUCAAUUCUACUCGAAACCUUUCCUGCCUCAUGAGUCACUCGCAUCUUUCUUUCGAAACUAUUAUUUCAAGGCGGGCGGUAUGUUGAGAAACAGACAAAUAAUUUUGAAUGGUAAUUUCGUGUUAAAUUAA
Nylanderia fulva is the source of this 1086-nucleotide messenger RNA. NCBI's taxonomy places the organism in Eukaryota, Metazoa, Arthropoda, Insecta, Hymenoptera, Formicidae. The record is from RefSeq and is a predicted model, not a curated record.